CAUAUUCCUCGCUCUUCUUUCCCAUCGUCCUCCUCGCCGGCCUGAAUCACGCUGGUCAUCUCUGGUGGUAGCCGCGCCUAGUUGUUUGCGCAAAUUUGACAGGGCAGCCCGCGUUGAAGGAUUUGCAAGCAGCAGCCGCAUCAUCACUCACCAGUGCAGCGCCACCUUGCCAGCAUCGAACGCAGCUAAGACCAGUCCUACAGCGCCUGCUCGCUCCAUCGACCACCCAGUGCCUAGCACUGGAGCGAAGCGAUUGAAAAAAGCAUAUUGCAGGGGAGCCAGAGGCAUCAGGCAUUAGAAGCGGGGACCACAGCUUUGCAGGAGAAAACCCCCAACAGGGCAGAAGGAAGGAACAGCCAGCCGGACGAGAAGAUGGUCGAGGUAUCCGAGCAGGAUGCGUGGAUCGCCCACCUGAGCGACUGCAAGCAGCUCUCAGAAGCUGACGUGAAGAGGUUGUGCGACAAGGCCCGCGAGAUUCUCCUCGGCGAGUCGAAUGUGCAACCUGUGCGCUGCCCGGUCACAGUGUGUGGUGACAUCCAUGGUCAAUUUCACGAUCUGUCGGAACUGUUCCGGAUAGGAGGAAACUCGCCGGACACCAACUACCUCUUCAUGGGCGACUACGUCGACCGCGGCUACUACUCUGUCGAGACAGUCACACUGCUCGUCGCGCUCAAGGUCCGCUACAGGGAUCGAAUCACCAUCCUGCGCGGCAACCACGAGAGCAGGCAGAUCACGCAGGUGUAUGGCUUCUAUGACGAGUGCCUGAGGAAGUACGGAAACGCAAACGUGUGGAAGUACUUUACCGACCUUUUCGAUUACCUCCCACUGACCGCCUUGAUCGAAGAUCAGAUCUUCUGCCUGCACGGCGGUCUCUCGCCGUCCAUUGACACGCUCGACCACAUCCGGAGCAUAGACCGGAUUCAGGAAGUGCCGCACGAGGGUCCGAUGUGCGACCUGCUUUGGUCCGACCCGGACGACCGCUGCGGCUGGGGAAUCUCCCCGCGCGGCGCCGGCUAUACGUUCGGGCAGGACAUCAGCGAGGCGUUCAACCACAACAACGGCCUCACGCUCGUCUCGCGCGCCCACCAGCUCGUCAUGGACGGCUUCAACUGGAGUCAGGAACGCAACGUCGUCACUGUCUUCUCCGCGCCCAACUACUGCUACAGGUGCGGCAACCAGGCGGCAAUCAUGGAGAUCGACGAGAACCUCAAAUAUACCUUCUUGCAAUUCGACCCUGCACCGAGGGCUGGGGAGCCACUUGUUUCGCGCAGAGUGCCAGACUAUUUCUUGUAAGACUAAAACCAAAGCAGGCCAAGGAACUUGUAGAGGAUUUCACUAUCUCAUGGGGAUUCGACCAUGGCAUUGAUGUACC
Molecule: messenger RNA, 1372 nt
Organism: Tilletiaria anomala UBC 951
Lineage: Eukaryota; Fungi; Basidiomycota; Exobasidiomycetes; Georgefischeriales; Tilletiariaceae
Product: protein phosphatase 2A
Exons: 6
Coding region: 373-1293 (306 amino acids)
Biological process (GO): peptidyl-serine dephosphorylation; mitotic cell cycle
Cellular component (GO): cytosol
Molecular function (GO): protein serine/threonine phosphatase activity
Source: RefSeq, a predicted model, not a curated record